Messenger RNA from Carya illinoinensis, 2790 nucleotides. Its product is annotated as putative disease resistance protein At3g14460. Bases 1 to 2790 code for a protein of 929 amino acids. Lineage: Eukaryota; Viridiplantae; Streptophyta; Magnoliopsida; Fagales; Juglandaceae. The transcript has a single exon. Gene Ontology annotation, molecular function: protein binding. The record is from RefSeq and is a predicted model, not a curated record.
AUGGAAGAAUUGGGUAUGGAGUAUUUCCGCAAUCUAUUAUCAAGGUCAUUUUUUCAACAACCAAGCAUGGAUAAAUCGCGAUUUGUGAUGCAUGACCUCAUCAGUGAUUUGGCUCAAUCAGUUGCAGGGGAUACAUGCUUUAGAAUGGAAGAUAGAGUUUGCAAUGGUAAACAAGAGAAUAUUCUUGGAAAGGCUCGCCAUUCAGCUUAUUUGGGUGGCCUUUAUGAUGGUACUAAAAAGUUUGAGGUUUUUUCUAAAUUCAAACAUUUACGUACCUUCUUACCUCUUAUGCUACCAUAUCCUGGAUACUGUUAUUUGACUUUUCAUGUUCCUCUUCAGUUGUUACCAAAAUCACGAUGGUUAAGAGUGCUCUCUUUGAAUGGGUAUUGCAUAACUGAGAUAUCAGAUAAAAUUGGAGAUUUGAAGCAUCUACGGUACCUUGACCUUUCUUACACUCCAAUCACAAGCUUGCCUGAAUCAAUAACUACUCUUUACAACUUACAAACAUUGAUAUUGGAGAAAUGUACUUAUUUGAAGAGAUUACCUUUAACAUUUGAGAACCUUGUCAACUUGCGCCACCUCAAUAUUCUAGAUGCAUACUCAUUGGAAGGAAUGCCUCCAAAAAUUUGUAAAUUAACAUGUCUCCGAACAUUGUCUAAUCUAAUUGUGGGAGAAGGCAGUUGUUCUGGGAUAAAGGAGCUAGGGCCUUCGUCAAAUCUUCGAGGGACUCUUUGUAUUUCGAGAUUGGAGAAUGUGAUGGAACCAUGGGAUGCAAGGGAUGCCAAUUUGAUUGGUAAGCCCAAUCUUAGGGGCUUUUCAUUGGAAUGGAGUGAAGACAUUGAUGAGUCACGAGAAUUAGAGGUACUCAACAUGCUACAACCUCACAACAAUUUGAAAGAGCUCACUAUUGAGUGCUAUGGGGGUAUAGAAUGUCCAACUUGGUUAGGAUGUCCUUUAUUUCCUAAUAUGGUGAUCUUGAUAAUUGAAAAUUGUGAAAAGUGCACAUCAUUGCCGGCAAUCGGACAACUACCCUCGCUAAAUGUCCUUUCGAUUGGAGGCAUGGCGAGUGUGAAGAAUGUUGGUCCUGAGUUUUGUGGGGAUGGCUCCUCACAACCUUUUAGAUCCUUGGAGACUUUGCAUUUCAAAGAUAUGAAGGAAUGGGAGAACUGGAUUCCUUGUGAAGAGUUUCCAAAAUUACGUGAGCUCUUACUUAGAGGUUGUCCCAGGCUACUAGGGAAGUUACCAAACCACCUUCCUUUGCUAAACAUUGUUGUGAUAUAUGGUUGUGGACAGUUAGUUGUUUCAAUUUCAAGCUUUCCAGAGCUUUGUGAAUUAACAAUUGAGAGAUGGAAAGGGAUGAUGGUGUGCGGAGGAAAGGUUGACUUUAACUCACUCUAUUUCGAGUCUCUUUCUACAAUUUCAGAAUUCACUGGUCGAAUAGAAGGAUUUAAUAAUGAUGUGCUGAAAACUGUAGAAAACUUAACCAUCUCAGAUUGUGAGGAACUGACGUGUUUGUGGCCAAAUGAUGUGGGAUCCCUACCACAUCUCCCACGUCUUUGUGUUUUGAAGAUUGAUGGUUGUCCAAAACUAGUUUCUUUGGUAGCAAAUGAAGUAGAAGAGCAGCUACAACAGGGUAUUCCAUCCACACUCAGAGAGAUAGAGAUAUAUAAUUGCAAAGCCCUGGAAUCUUUACCAAAGACAAUGAUGUACCACUACAGGUGUCUUGAGUAUAUUUAUCUUAAUGGAUGUGAUAUUUUGACUUGCUUUGCAAAAGGCCAACUACCUCCAACUCUAAAGCAACUUAAAAAAGACAAUUGCAAGAAUAUGCAGAUUUUGUUAGAGGACAAUGAUAACAAUAAUUGUAGCAGCAGCACAUCUCUUCUUGAGAACUUGGACAUUUGGGGAUGUCCAUCCCUUGAAUCCUUAAUAUCAAGCGGAGUGUUACCGGCAACACUUAAACAAUUGCUUGUUUACAAUUGUCCAAAGCUACAAUCAAUAGCAAAGGGGUUGCAUCAUUGCUUGUUUCUUGAAUGCAUUGUCAUCUUGAACUGCGAAAACCUUAAAUCCUUACCCACAGGCAUACAAAAUCUCAGUCAUCUAGAUCGGAUUGACAUUAGUAGUUGCCCAGCUCUUGAUUUCUUCACAGAUGGAGAGUUGCUGCCUGCAAACCUAAGAGUGCUUAAGAUUUCCAACAAUAAGAAAAUGCAAGCUGUGCCCAACUGUAUACACAAAUUAGGCUCUCUUCAAGAAUUGGAAAUAUUGAAAUGUCCAGUGGUAUCAUUUCCCAAAGAAGGUUUUCCCACCAACCUAACAUCACUCAAAAUCUCUCAUCUCAACAUCACCCAGGGCUUGUUUGAGUGGGGAUUGCAUAAGCUUACUUCUCUUGAACUACUUCAAAUUUGCGGUGGAUGUUCGCACCUGGUGUCCUUUCCAAAUAUGAAGUUGCCUGCCACUCUAAGAAGGCUCAACAUCUCACACUUUCUGAAUCUGGAAUACCUGUCCUCCGAGGGCCUUCGAAACCUUAUCUCGCUUGAAGAACUUGAAAGAGGACAGUGUGAAAAGCUUACAUCCUUUCCAGAGAAUGGCUUGCCUCCCUCACUCUUGAAACUUUGUAUUGUCAAGUGCGAGAAGUUCAUGUCAUUUCCAAAGAAUGGUCUGCCUCCCUCACUCUUGGAACUUUAUAUCUCUAAAUGUCCUCUGCUGGAAGAAUGCUGCAAGAAAGAUCAAGGAAGUGUCUGGUUAAAGAUAGCUCACAUCCCUUAUGUUCAAUUUGAUAGUGAUUACCUGUAG